AUGGCUCACUUACUUGCACUUGGAGCUGCUACAUAUCUUGGGGUUGUAGCUGCACGACGAGUACAUACAGCUUAUGGUCAGACAAAAGAAGAAAUGUAUGCUCGACAAGCAAAUCCGAAUUAUUAUAAUCAACCAUAUAGCAAUUAUCCACCAGAACAGAGUUAUCCACAAUAUUCAGCCGCACCUUAUCAUCACAGUUCUCAUCAUGGACAUUCUUAUAAUUAUCGUUAA
Messenger RNA from Adineta steineri, 231 nucleotides. The record is from the annotation of a GenBank genome assembly. Lineage: Eukaryota; Metazoa; Rotifera; Eurotatoria; Adinetida; Adinetidae.